UGAACCAAUAUUCAUAAUAAAAUGAUACCCGCACGUUGUUUAACCACAUGUGAGGACGAUGAGGAAGAUAACACCCGGGUCGCUCUUAUACUGGGCGAGAAGCCCGUAUGCGGGAUCAAGAACCUGCUGAUGGCGCCCAAGAUCAAGCUCAGCAGCGGCUACGAAAUGCCUGUGCUAGGACUUGGCACGGCUAAUAUGCGCGGUUAUCAAUGCCUGACUGCCAUCCAUUGCGCUGUGGAGACUGGGUUCAGGCAUUUCGAUACGGCAUACGUCUAUGAAAACGAGAGGGAGGUGGGCGAGGCGCUACGCACGCAAAUCCAAAUGGGAAAUGUCUCCAGGGAGAAUAUCUUUCUCACGACCAAGCUUUGGAAUAUCCAUCAUGAUCCGCGAGAAGUGCGUCGCAUAUGCGAGAAGCAGCUGGAAGCCCUUGGCUUUGACUACAUCGAUCUUUACCUAAUGCACUUCCCAGUCGGCUUUACACACUUAUGUGAUGAGAUUCUCUACCCCAAGCAGGACGAUAAAGUACAAUUAUCCGACGUGGAUUACAUCGACACGUGGCGGGCGAUGGAGGAGCUGGUUAAGCUGGGUAUGGUGCGUAGCAUUGGUGUCUCCAAUUUCAAUAUGGAGCAGGUGCAGCGCAUCAUCCAGUGCAGCUCAUCCAAGCCGGUUGUCAAUCAGGUGGAAGUCUGGCCUGGCUUCAUGCAAAAGGACCUGGUCGACUAUUGUCGCUACAAUGGCAUUGUUGUGACCGCCUACGCGCCAAUUGGUCAGCCGGAUCGGGAAACUCAUACACCCAUCUACUUCUUCUCCGAGGGCAUGCGACGUCUGGUGAAGAAAUACAAGCGUACGCCUGCCCAAAUCGUGCUACGUUAUCUGAUUGACUAUGGGGUGGUGCCCAUACCCAAAGCAGCAAAUCCCUUGCACAUUAAAGAGAAUCUGAACAUAUUCGAUUUCCAGCUGACUGAGGAAGAUAGGCGUCUGCUAAAAGGCAUCAAGCCCAAGGAUCGCCUCAUUAAAUUUGAGGAAGCUGCGGAGCAUCCUUUCUAUCCGUUCGAGCGAGAAGAUGAGCGUGAUCGCCGUACCGAGGAAUUUGAGAAGGAAGAUGGUACACCCAAGAGGGCGUCGGCGGCAGCACCCGCUGAUGGGCCAGCCGAGGGUGAAGAGGGUGGAGAAUAGACAAGGGAACCUAUUGAAUAAUUCAUUUGUUCUCACAAAAUUGUUGUGUGUCUCAAUAAAAUUAGAGGUAUUAUAUAUUUA
Drosophila navojoa is the source of this 1257-nucleotide messenger RNA. It is a transcript of the gene ARY, whose product is annotated as Aldo-keto reductase on Y. The record is from RefSeq and is a predicted model, not a curated record. Lineage: Eukaryota; Metazoa; Arthropoda; Insecta; Diptera; Drosophilidae. Gene Ontology annotation, molecular function: oxidoreductase activity.